AUGACCGGGCUACGUCCUUCCACCUCUUACUCCUAUGUAUAUGGAAGUGAUUUGGUUGGAUGGAGUGAAAAUAUUACAUUCAAAACACCGCCUUUUGCCGGUGCCAAUGAGCUCAAGUUUAUUGCGUACGGCGACAUGGGCAAGGCUCCACUUGACUCCUCAAUGGAACACUUCAUGCAGUCGGGAUCACUUAGAGUCGUCAAAGCUAUGGCUGAUGACAUGUCAUCUGGCCUUGUCGACUCCAUUUUCCACAUUGGUGACAUAAGCUACGCGACGGGAUUUCUUGUAGAGUGGGACUACUUUCUGAGCCUCAUAUCCACACGACUCGCCUCCCGAGUUCCUUACAUGACCUCAAUUGGGAAUCACGAGAGGAAUUAUAUGGAGUCCGCAUCACUCUACAAAACUACAGACUCGGGAGGUGAAUGUGGAGUUCCUUAUGAGACUUAUUUUCCGAUGCCAACGCCCGGAAAGGACAUGCCGUGGUACUUUAUUGAACAAGGGCCUGUGCAUUUUACGGUUAUCUCAACCGAGCAUAACUGGUCUGUUAAUUCGGAACAGUAUGAGUGGAUGAGAAAAGACAUGGCUGCAGUGGACAGAACAACAACACCUUGGAUAAUAUUCACAGGGCAUAGACCAAUGAACACAACCAAUCAAAGAUACACUGGAUUGCAUAAUGUCGACCACAUGUUCAUUGAUGCAAUUGAGCCAUUGCUACUACAGAAUAAGGUGGAUCUGGUUCUGUUUGGGCACAUAUACAACUACGAGAGAACUUGUGCCGUUUAUCAAAAAAUGUGUCUAUCAAUGCCGACAAAAGAAGGGAAUGGGAUUGACACGUAUGAUAAUACUAACUACACAGCUCCGGUUCAUGCCAUUAUUGGGAUGGCUGGAUUUACGAUCGAGGAAUUUCCAACAGAUAGGAAUAACAACUGGAGCUUGUCUAGGAUUGCUCAGUUUGGGUACAUUAGAGCGCAUGCAUCUAGGAAUGAACUUAAAGUCGAGGAAAAAAAAGGGGGCCAGGGGUUUGGGUUGGGGAAGGAACCGUGCCUAAUAAAGAGGGGUUGGGUGGAGACUUGCCAAAAGGAGGUCUCAAGUCAAAGGAGUCGGGUCCGGGACAAAAGAUGGGCUAGCGGGGGUCGGAAGAGCAGAAGAAGGGGGACAAAUAUGAGGAGAUGGUUCAACGUAGGGGGUUUUUCCCUUGUUAAUUUUGGCGGGACGAAUGGUUGA
This is a messenger RNA of Striga hermonthica, 1224 nucleotides long. Lineage: Eukaryota; Viridiplantae; Streptophyta; Magnoliopsida; Lamiales; Orobanchaceae. The record is from the annotation of a GenBank genome assembly.